Hibiscus syriacus is the source of this 1779-nucleotide messenger RNA. Its product is annotated as probable arabinosyltransferase ARAD1. NCBI's taxonomy places the organism in Eukaryota, Viridiplantae, Streptophyta, Magnoliopsida, Malvales, Malvaceae. Bases 35 to 1567 code for a protein of 510 amino acids. Gene Ontology annotation, molecular function: glycosyltransferase activity. The transcript has 10 exons. The record is from RefSeq and is a predicted model, not a curated record.
CCUCCUAAGAUCUCCCAAAAAAGAAAAAAGAAAAAUGCGAGCGAAGCAAAUGCCAUCGUCCUCCACCAGAUCCAAAUCCCAACUCCUCCUCCUCUUCUCCGUCCUCUCUCUCCUUGCCAUCUCUUUCCCCUUCUUCUUCUUCUCUUCUCCCUCUCAUCCCACCGCCUCCUCCUCCACCUAUACCCACCCGCACCCCCGCGUCCCACCCGAAACCUCCUUCGUCGCUUCCCUCGAGAACUUCCUCACCCACAAGGCUCCCACCUACCGCACUUCCGACGAUACGGUGCGUUCAGCUCUCCAUGAUGACGUAACGAGCUUCGACGAUCGACAGUUCGCCAAGGAAAUGGAUUGGGUGCACCGAGAUCCGUACUACCCGCUGAAUUUCCCGAUUAGGGUUUACGUUUACGAUAUGCCGAAGAAGUUCACCUUCGAUUUGCUUUGGUUGUUUCGGAAUACUUACCGAGGAACAUCUAAUCUAACCUCCAACGGUAGCCCUGUUCACCGUUUGAUCGAGCAGCAUUCUAUUGAUUAUUGGCUGUGGGCGGAUUUGAUUGCACCUGAAUCUGAAAGGCUUUUGAAAAAUGUUGUGAGAGUUGAUAGGCAGGAGGAGGCAGAUUUGUUUUACGUGCCGUUUUUCACCACAAUUAGUUUUUUCUUGUUGGAGAAGCAACAAUGCAAGGCCUUAUAUAGGGAAGCCCUGAAAUGGGUGACAUAUCAGCCUGCAUGGAAACGAUCUGAAGGAAGGGACCACAUAUUUCCCAUUCAUCAUCCAUGGUCCUUUAAGUCGGUUCGCAGAUAUGUGAAAAAUGCAAUUUGGCUUUUACCAGAUAUGGACUCCACAGGGAAUUGGUACAAGCCAGGGCAAGUUUCACUGGAGAAAGACCUUAUUCUCCCAUAUGUUGCAAAUGUUGAUUUAUGUGAUGCAAAUUGUGUGUCCGAAAGUGAAUCCAAGAGAACCACACUGGUCUUCUUCCGUGGACGACUAAAGAGAAAUGCUGGAGGAAAGAUACGUUCUAAACUUGUAACAGAAUUAGCAGAUGCAAAGGAUGUAGUGAUAGAAGAAGGAACAGUUGGGGAGCAAGGGAAAGCUGCUGCUCAAAAGGGGAUGCGCACGUCUACAUUUUGUUUAAGUCCAGCUGGCGAUACUCCUUCCUCUGCUAGAUUGUUUGAUGCUAUUGUUAGUGGGUGUAUCCCUGUUAUUAUUAGCGAUGAAUUGGAGCUUCCUUUUGAAGGAAUACUAGAUUAUAGAAAGAUAGCUAUAUUUGUUUCUUCAACUGACUCUGUGCAACCUGGUUGGCUGCUAACAUAUUUAAAAGGCAUUAGCUCUACUCAGAUCAGAGAAAUGAGGAAGAAUCUUGUGGAGUUCUCAAGGCAUUUUGUGUACUCUAGUCCAGCUCAACCCUUGGGUCCAGAAGAUUUGGUUUGGAGACUGAUGGGUGGUAAGUUGGUGAACAUCAAGCUUCAUACUAGGAGAUCACAGCGUGUUGUUAAAGAAUCAAGAAGUGUCUGCAGCUGUGAUUGCAGGCGUGGCAAUAUUACCGGUUCUCAUAGGUCUCUCCCCGUUUGAAGGUGCUAUUAGAUUCUUGUAGAGUCCAUCCCCUUCCAAAAACAUUUUGUUUGAUGUUUUUGAUUUGGCUGCUCGUGCAAGCAUGCUUGUUGUUAUGUCUUGCUUCUUUUGAUUUGAUAUUCCCACUGUUGAAUUAUAUGUCUACAGUUGGAAGUUUGUUUGGUAUAUGGAUGGAUUGGACAAAAUUGAGCUAAAAAAGUCUUGGUUAAAUA